Molecule: messenger RNA, 1257 nt
Organism: Seminavis robusta
Lineage: Eukaryota; Bacillariophyta; Bacillariophyceae; Naviculales; Naviculaceae
Source: the annotation of a GenBank genome assembly
AUGAAGAAGCCCAGCGCCGCCACUAUUACGUCAUCAUGUACCAUCUUGUUGUUGAUGACACUGAGUGCAAUAUCGAGCGCAUCCGCCAAUGUCUACGCCAUCCAAUUGCACCCACGUGACGCACGGCACAAAAGCCGCCGUUCCUUAUUGGAAGCUCACGACAACAAUAAUAAGCUGUACAACGAUGGAGGCAUGGACUACUUUGGAUCCAUUGCCAUUGGAAAUCCUCCUCAGACGUUCCGCGUCUGCUUUGACACUGGAUCCAGCAACUAUAUUGUGGUCCCUCAAGUGAACUGUUCGUUCUGCUGGGACCGUGACGGCCAUGCCAAGGACAUGUACAAUCAUCAAGUCUCCACUACUGCCACGGGCAUCUUUAGCACGGACGAUGUCACGUUGGCUCCCGGUGUGGUAGCGCAAGGACAGCGCUUUUUGGAAGCCAUGGGCGAGCAAGGGAAUUUGGGCACCUUUUGGGACGAUGGCAUUGUCGGAUUGGGGUUUCCGGCUCUGGCGUCACCCGGAUCGCUGCCGAUUAUGGAAACACAGAUACGACAAAAUCAACUGGACCAGCCUAUAUUUUCCUUUUAUUUGAAUCCCCAUGGACCCGGAGAGCUGACACUGGGAGGCUACAAUCCGCAGAGAUUUGACUGCCAUCUUCGGUUUUCCAAAGUCGUCCAACCCGCCUAUUGGCGCAUUGUCGUGGAUCAGGUGGUGGGCAAAGUGGGUGGUCGGGAGUAUUCCGUGACGUCCACAUUUUCGACCAUCCUUUCGGCCAUUGUGGAUUCGGGCACAUCCCAAAUUGUCGGACCUUUGGAAGAUGUCCAAGCAUUGGCAGCUUUGGCGGGUGCUUCCUUUUACGGUUCUGGCGGCUACUGGCUGGACGAUUGUGCCAAUCUAGUGCCGGAUGUUUCCUUUCGAAUCGAUGGACACGACUAUGUGAUUCAGGGCGAGGAUUUGAUUACCCCGUACCAGCUUUCGGACGGGAACUACCUGUGUCACUUGGACAUGAGUGCUUCUAGCAGUACUUCCACUUGGAUUUUGGGAUAUCCCUUUAUGAGGCAAUACUACACUGUCUUUAACUAUGGCGAGCAGAAAGUUGGAUUUGCUCCUGUGCGCCGACCACAUCAAGAAGACUCGGGUUCCAGAGGUGGUACGAGUGGCAGCACCAGCAGGAAGAAGAAGGGUUGGAUGGAAUUGCUGAGUCAAAGUGUGGCAUUGAAACCCUCCUUCCUGGCGCUCGGUCAAGUGCGUCGUCUCUGA